UCAAAUUUAACAAAUUUAAAGAUUGAAUGUCCAAAUCAAAAUACAACCAAACACUAACAAGCAAAACUAUGCUGCUAAAAAAACAUAAACAAUAUUAUAAUGAUGUCAUCGUAUAUUUAAGGUAUAUCAUUAUUCCACAAUGCAAAAUUUAUUAUUUUAAUUCUUUGAUGUAAUGAUUAAAAUAUCAUAAAUACUUCAUAAGUCGAAUUCUUAGUAUAUAGCUCAAAUAUGAAUGAGGUUAUACAAAUAACAAUUUUACAUUUCUUUUUAAUAAAGUUCACAUUUUUUUAUGAAUUCUUCCACAACAAAUUGAGAAAAAACAUAGUAGGCGUAGGUGGAGGUGAGGCGCAGCAAAUAAAAGCAAAGUUUUAAAAUAGAGUAGUCAAGACUCGAGGCAAAUUGACAUUGCGUCAGAAUCUGAUCUUCAUUUGAGAAAUCCUGCAACGAUUUACACAAGGAUUGGUAAUUGCAUUAGGGCUUUUUCUGCCAUGGACAAGAUUAGGAGACCUUCUCACGCUGGCUCUUGGUACACCGACAAUCCGAAAGAAUUAGCUGAGGAGCUCGAUGGUUGGCUCCGAGCUGCCGGGUUGCCCAAAUCUUCCGAUGUAAGAGGUGUAAUUGCACCUCAUGCAGGUUACUCCUAUUCGGGACGUGCAGCAGCCUAUGCUUUUGGAAACAUAGAUCCUUCAAACAUCACUAGGAUAUUUCUUCUUGGGCCAUCUCAUCACUAUUACACUCCAAAAUGUGCACUUUCGAAAGCUACAGUCUACAAGACGCCUAUAGGCGACCUACCGAUUGAUCAGGAAGUAAACGAGGAGCUAAAAGCUACGGGAAAGUUUGAAAUGAUGGAUCUUCGUGUAGAUGAGGCUGAACAUAGCAUGGAAAUGCACCUGCCUUAUCUAGUUAAAGUAUUCCAGGGCUAUGCGGUGAAGAUUGUUCCCAUUUUGGUUGGUGCUCUUAGCGCUGAAAAUGAAGCUGUCUACGGCCGGUUGUUAGCUAAAUAUGUGGACGACCCUACAAAUUUCUUCUCAGUGUCUUCAGAUUUUUGUCACUGGGGCUCCCGGUUCAACUAUACGCACUAUGAUAAGAAGCACGGAGCCAUCUACAAGUCUAUUGAAGCAUUAGACAAAAUGGGAAUGGAUAUAAUAGAAACAGGCGACCCGGAUUCCUUUAAGCACUACCUCUUGGAGACGGACAAUACUAUAUGCGGACGACACCCAAUUAGUGUUUUCCUUCACAUGUUGAAGAAUAGCUCGACAAAGGUGAAGAUUCGAUUCCUUCGAUACGAACAGUCGAGCCAGUGCAAAUCCACAAGGGACAGCAGUGUAAGUUAUGCAUCUGCAGCUGCCAAAAUCGAUGCUUGAAUUUGUGGAAUGAGAAGAAGAUCAUCGCCACUUUUAAUUUCUUGCAAUAACUUGAUGAAUAUUGGCAUUGAUGAAUAGUGCAAAACUUGGCAAUUGUGUUAGCCAUUCUAUCUCUAAGUCAAAACUAAGCUUACUUUUACUAGAUUCUACUAUUAUUUAGCAAUUUCGAGACAUGCACAAA
Molecule: messenger RNA, 1545 nt
Organism: Salvia miltiorrhiza (redroot sage)
Lineage: Eukaryota; Viridiplantae; Streptophyta; Magnoliopsida; Lamiales; Lamiaceae
Exons: 8
Coding region: 489-1364 (291 amino acids)
Source: RefSeq, a predicted model, not a curated record